Molecule: messenger RNA, 3204 nt
Organism: Symbiodinium natans
Lineage: Eukaryota; Dinophyceae; Suessiales; Symbiodiniaceae
Source: the annotation of a GenBank genome assembly
AUGGCUGCCACAUUCGCUAAGCUGAGUCUGCCUCCGGCCAGCACUGCUGCUGAUACGGCGCUGCUGCCACCAGCCCUCCGGGCGCCGCAGCUGAACUUACGGCGAGGAUGCGGGGACUGUCCCUCGUCACCCAGCACAGCGAGGUGGCGAAACGGCCACAGAAACAGCCUGGCAACGGUGCUGGCCGUGCCCAUCCUGGGGGUGCUGCAGCUGCGCCGAGGAAAGGCCGAGGCUCGGGGCCGUGGGCGGCACCUCACCUGCUGCGCUGCGGAGGCCGCCCUGGCAGGCCGGCCAGGCCAGCGCUUGGUUUUCUUUGGCGGCAAAGGCGGCGUAGGCAAGACGUCGUCCUCCUCCUCAUUUGCAGCAGCUUCUGCGGCUCAGGGCCAGAAGGUGCUGAUCAUCUCCACUGAUCCAGCGCACUCGCUGGGCGAUGCGCUCUCUGAGCCACUCUCAGGGAAGCCGCGGCAGGUUGCGGACAACCUCUUUGCAGUGGAGGUAGACCCCGAAGAGGCUUUGCAGGAGCUGCGGGAGAGCCUCAAGGCCUUGGAUGCCAAAGCGCUGCUGGACUCUUUGGGCCUGCCCGGCGGCACGACGGCGGCCCUGGGCCUCACGGAGCUUUCGGAGCUGCUGGAGUCGCCCCCGCCGGGCGUCGACGAGAUUGCAGCCAUCGCCAAGGCGAUCACGGAGACGGAAGGCUACGACGUCGUGGUUUUCGACACGGCGCCGACGGGCCACACACUGCGGCUGCUGGAAGUCCCGACCUUCCUGAUAGGCUUCAUCGACAAGGCACUAAGCGUCCGCAAGAGCAUCGGAGGAGUGUCCGGCGCCCGUCAGGAAGAGCUCCGCUGCCGUGUGGCUGCUCUAACGGGGCGACUGGCACAGGCACAGCUGCAGUGCCGCGCCCUCGAGGCAGAGGUGGCUGGCGAGGCGCCGGUGGCGUCGGCACUCCGCCGCCUGACCGCGGCGCAGCGCCACCUCCAAGUGGCCGAGGCCUCUCCGAUCAGAGAUGGGACCCCGCUCGAUUUGGACUGGCUGACGCCAGAUGCUGCCGGCUCCGGCGAGGAGCCCGCGGCCGCGACCAAGGCCAAGAUGAGCCUCACCUCCGCUGCCUUCGGGGGCCCCUGGCUCCCACGGCGCCUCCGCGAGCUUCCCGAGCUGGGUCUUUCCCAUGAGCAGGCACUGGACGAGCUCUGCCUCAGUCUGGAAAUGGCCCGGCGUGAUCGGAACCGUUACUUCGACCAGACCCUCGAAUGCCGGCAGGUGCUGCUGAAGGGCUCUCGCGAGAAAACCUCCUCGAGCAGCGCGCCAGCCUCGGCGCGCGGCCGCCUGUCCGCUGACAAGGCCUUCGCUGCUCCUACACGCCGAGCGGCGACCCCGCGGGGAAGGCUUCCACCUUUGCCGCCGAAGCGCGCCCAGUCGGGAAAGCGGUGGGAGAGCUUUUGGCAGGAGCUCACCAGCACCGACCCGGCCAUUCUGUCUUUGGAAUCCGACAGACAGCACUGGCAAAGUCCCCGUGGCAAGAGCCCAAGGCAACAGCCACCGAGGACCCGCAGUGAUUCCAGCGAGUCCAGUGCUCAUCUCAAACCAGACGCCAUGUCAAAGCACCUGGCUGAGCGUCGCGAGCUGGAAAGGCAGCUUUGCUUCUGGGAAGAGGAGACCUUGAAGCUUUGCGAGCGCGACCGGCGCGCGGAAUCGUCGCUGAUCUGGGCAGGGCGCCUCCGGGAGGCGUGGGAGGAGCUGGACGCAGCAACUUUCAACGCGUUGGCGAUUCUCACGCCCGAGCGGAUGGCCGCCAUGGUGGGACAAAAGCUCGGAAUGCUCGGCCUUGGCCUAGCAUCGGGGGCCGACGAGAAGUUCGAUGAGGCGGAGAAACGAGUUCGCAACAUCCGCGACCGUGUGGCCUUCCUCGGCAGCGCCCUGAAGACGCCGCCCCCGGCGCCAGCUUCUGGAGCCACGGCAGAGUUUGUGGUCGUCACCAGGCCCACGGAGUUGGAUGCAGCGGAGGCACAGCGCUUGGUGCACGAACUGAAAUCGCAGGGCAUCUGCUGCCGGAGGCUGAUUGUGAACCAGCUCAUUGAGGAGGGCAGUGGCGAGGCCUAUUGGAAGGCGCGGGUGGACUCGCAGGUGCAGGUGCUCACCGAGCUCCGGAAAAUCUGCUCCGCGAAGUCGUUGCCCAUGUACGAGGUGGGCGACCGGCCUGAGAACCUGGUGGGCCCGCCGGCCCUGGGAUACUUGGCAUCGCUGGCUUUUGGUGAUGCUUCAGCCCUGCCAACGACACAGGUGACUCUCUUUGGCGGGAAGGGUGGCGUGGGCAAGACUUCCAUGUCCUCGGCCAUGGCGGUAAAGACUGCCAUGGAUGGACAGCGGGUGCUGAUCAUAUCGACCGACCCAGCCCACUCGCUGGGAGAUGCUUUGGGCUGCAAGCUCUCAGCUUCUGCACAGCCCGUGGAGAACUUCGCAGGUGCUGGCGAGCUUUUUGCCAUGGAGGUCGACACAGCAGCGGCCAUGAAGCGAUUUCAAGAGACGGUCCGGGACGCGCUGCAGCGGAGGCAGAGCGAUGGCGGAAUCGUUGGGCAGGUGUUGAAGCAGCUGCCCAUGCAGGACUUCGUUGACCUGUUCGACACCCUGCCACCGGGCAGCGACGAAAUCGUGGCACUGACGGAGGUUCUAGAGAAGGUGGAGAAGGAGAAGUUCGACCGCAUCAUCAUCGACACUGCGCCCACAGGCCACGCCGUGCGGCUCCUGACAUACCCUGACUUCCUGGAGCGCUUGGCUGAGCGGGUGGCUCGGCUGCGGGAGCGCUUCGGGUGGCUUUCUGGAGAAAGCAAAGGCGCAGAUCAGGUUCGAUCCUUUCAGUUCCGGAUGAUUGAGCUGCAGGAACUCUUCACUGACCCGGAACGUAGCUCCUUCUCUGUGGUGACCAUCCCGACCACACUGGCGCUGGAGGAGACAAAGCGUCUGCUGGUGCAACUGGAGGAGCAGGACAUCCGAUGCGGUCUGGUCAUUGCCAACCGCAUCUUGGACAUUGAGCAGGUGGGCCAGAUGGCGGCGAGCCAGCAGAAGACCCAGAAGGUGGCCUUGGAUGCUCUGGAAGCCCUGGCCAAGCGUGAAGGAUUGGAGGUAGUUCGCGUGCCUUACCUCGAUCGUGAGGUGCAAGGCAUCUAUGGCUUGCAGUAUCUAGGACAGAACCUCGUGGAAGCCUGA